AACAUAUAUAUUCGGACAUUUGCAUUGAGUGAGAGAGAGAGAAAGCAGAGGAGAAAGGUGUGAAGUAGUAGGUGCGUGUGUGUAUUCACAGUUAGUUCAGAGUUGAGAAUCACAGAGGAAAAUCUGGUGAGGAGAUGGAUUCUGAUUUCGGAAUACCAAGGGAGCUUUCUGAUCUGCAGAAGCUUCGAUCUCAGUACCAGCCCGAACUCCCGCCCUGCCUGCAGGGAACUACGGUACGUGUAGAGUUUGGUGAUGCAACCAUAGCUGCAGAUCCGUCCGGCGCUCACACCAUAAGUAGGUCUUUUCCUCACACUUAUGGUCAACCUAUAGCACACUUCCUGAGGGCAACUGCUAAGGUUCCUGAUGCUCAAAUAAUUACCGAGCAUCCCGCAGUUAGGGUAGGAGUGGUUUUCUGUGGUAGACAAUCUCCUGGAGGACAUAAUGUUGUUUGGGGUCUUUUGGAAGCUCUAAAAGUUCACAACCCCGAAAGUGUUUUGCUUGGAUUUUUGGGUGGUUCUGAAGGUUUAUUUGCACAGAAAACUUUGGAGGUUACUGAUGAGAUUCUUGCAACCUACAAAAAUCAAGGUGGUUAUGAUUUGCUGGGACGGACAAAAGAUCAAAUUAGAACAACUGAGCAAGUAAAUGCAGCACUUAAUGCAUGCACAGCUUUGAAACUUGACGCGCUCGUCAUUAUUGGAGGUGUGACAUCAAACACAGACGCAGCCCAGCUUGCAGAAACUUUUGCAGAAAGGAAGUGCCCGACCAAGGUGGUGGGAAUUCCUGUUACUUUGAAUGGAGAUCUUAAAAACCAAUUUGUUGAGACAAAUGUGGGUUAUGACACAAUAUGUAAGGUUAAUUCCCAGCUUAUUAGCAAUGUCUGCACUGAUGCACUCUCGGCAGAGAAGUAUUAUUAUUUUAUCCGACUCAUGGGGCGGAAGGCAUCUCAUGUUGCACUGGAGUGCACACUCCAGUCUCAUCCCAAUAUGGUGAUUCUUGCUGAAGAGGUGGCUGCAUCAAAGCUUACACUUUUUGACAUCACUAAGCAAAUAUGUGAUGCAGUUCAAGCUAGGGCUGAACAAGAUAAAUACCAUGGCGUCAUCCUAUUGCCAGAGGGGCUCAUAGAAAGCAUUCCUGAAGUCUUUGCACUGUUGCAGGAAAUUCAUGGUUUGCUCAGGCAAGGUGUCUCUGCUGAUAAUAUCUCUGCCCAACUGUCUCCGUGGGCAUCUGCAUUGUUUGAAUUCCUGCCACCAUUUAUAAGAAAACAGCUCCUCCUUCACCCAGAAUCCGAUGAUUCCGCACAGCUAUCUCAGAUUGAGACGGAAAAACUCCUAGCUCAUCUUGUUGAAGCAGAAAUGAACAAACGCUUGAAAGAAGGAACCUACAAGGGAAAGAAAUUUAACUCCAUCUGCCAUUUCUUUGGUUAUCAAGCUCGGGGAUCUUUGCCCUCAAAAUUUGAUUGUGAUUAUGCCUAUGUGCUUGGUCAUAUCGCUUAUCACAUUCUUGCGGCUGGUUUGAAUGGUUAUAUGGCAACUGUAACCAACUUGAAGAAUCCUGUGAACAAGUGGAAGUGUGGUGCUGCUCCUAUAACAGCUAUGAUGACUGUUAAGCGCUACGGUCGUGGUCAUGGGGCUUCAACCCUUGGAAAACCAGCUUUGCAUCCAGCAACUGUCGAUUUGAAGGGCAAAGCUUACGAGUUGUUGAGGCAAAAUGCCAUCAAGUUUUUGAUGAACGAUGUCUACAGAAACCCAGGACCCCUUCAGUUUGAUGGUCCUGGUGCUGAUGCUAAGGCCGUAUCCCUUUGUGUCGAGGAUCAGGAUUACAUGGGCCGCAUUAAGAAAUUGCAAGAACAUCUCGACAAGGUUCGCUCCAUAGUGAAACCAGGAUGUUCCCAAGACGUUCUUAAAGCUGCUCUGAGCGCCAUGGCUUCUGUGACUGAUAUUCUCUCUGUCAUGUCGUCACCUUCGACUGGGGGUACUCCCUUCUAGAAGUACAUACUACUUCUCUUGCUACGGCAACACUUAAUGUGGUGCUAAUGCCUACCAAGUUCGUUUUGAGAUUCAGUGUUGUAUUGUCACCUAAUUAAACUAACAACAUACGAAAGUUUGUUACUCUUUAGAAGGAUCAGACGACGGUUGCGAACCCAUUUUUGUGUUCAUGGUUUCAGACUUUCUUGCUUUGUGUAACAUAUGACAUUGAGAAUAAUUUGUGAAGAGUUUCUCCGGCAAUUCGUGGAAAUUCUUUGUCUUG
Sesamum indicum (sesame) is the source of this 2247-nucleotide messenger RNA. RefSeq names its product Phosphofructokinase family protein. The record is from RefSeq and is a predicted model, not a curated record. Gene Ontology annotation, molecular function: diphosphate-fructose-6-phosphate 1-phosphotransferase activity; 6-phosphofructokinase activity; ATP binding. Lineage: Eukaryota; Viridiplantae; Streptophyta; Magnoliopsida; Lamiales; Pedaliaceae. Gene Ontology annotation, cellular component: cytosol. Gene Ontology annotation, biological process: response to glucose; photosynthesis; glycolytic process.